Messenger RNA from Astyanax mexicanus (Mexican tetra), 3141 nucleotides. Its product is annotated as cyclin-dependent kinase 5 activator 1-like. The coding region runs from base 402 to 1022 and encodes 206 amino acids. The record is from RefSeq and is a predicted model, not a curated record. Gene Ontology annotation, biological process: brain development; activation of protein kinase activity; positive regulation of cyclin-dependent protein serine/threonine kinase activity. NCBI's taxonomy places the organism in Eukaryota, Metazoa, Chordata, Actinopteri, Characiformes, Acestrorhamphidae. Gene Ontology annotation, molecular function: protein kinase binding; cyclin-dependent protein serine/threonine kinase activator activity. Gene Ontology annotation, cellular component: cytoplasm; protein kinase 5 complex. The transcript has 2 exons.
UAAAUCAGCUGUGUUUCUGUGUUCAGUCACUUCUGCGCUUUACAGCACUGGAGACCCCUCUGUGAUUUACUGCUCUAUUACUCAGCUCUACAGCUCAGCUCUACACCUUCACCAGCGGCUCUACUGCGAGUCGCUGGUGAUCCUCACAACACCGUUUCACUUCAACUGACCUUCAUCCCGAUACAGUUCCAUUCCAUCCAGAUCUACACCAACAGGUUUUUACACCACACUUUUUACACCACACACGUUUUACACCAAACACUUUUUACACCACACACUUUUUACACCACACACUUUUUACACCACACACUUUCUACACCACACACUUUCUACACUUUCUACACUUUCUUUGUUUCCAUACACUUUCACUUACACUCAACAUCUUCAUUGCCAUUAUCACCAUGGCCACCUCAUCGGAGCAACGGGGAAGGAAGAGGACCAGACCCCAGGAGACACUUGAUGACCCUGGAGCAUCUGCUGCUCCUGCAGCUCCUGCAGAUCCAGCAGCGAAGAGGAGGAAGACGCAGACCUCGACCACUGUCCUUACCCACAGGAUGGUCGUCAGGAACGCCUUCUGUUCCAGGCUGCUGCAGUUGUUAGGAGAAUUCUUGUGUCGCCGCUGUCGACUUCUCACGGGUCUUCGUCCCACCGUCCCCCCAUUUUGGAUCCGCAACGUGGACGUGUCCCUGACCGUGCUCGGUUAUCAGGACCAGCCCUUCAUUUGCCCAGGCGCCGUGGUCUUUCUUUACAUGCUGUGCCGCGACACUGUUCCGGCGGACGUGGCCAGCGUGGAGGAGCUGCGGGCGGUGCUCCUCUCCUGCCUGUAUGUAUCGUACGCGUACAUCGGCCACGAGAUCAGCUACCCGACACUGCCUUUCAUUCUGAAGACCGACAGGCAGACGUUUUGGAGGCGCACCCUGGACAUCACCAUGCGCAUGAGCCAAAAGAUGCUGGAGAUCAACAUCUCGCCACACGUCUUCGCCAAGUUCAUUUCUGACCUGGAGAAGAAGACGGAUUGUUAAUUUCUAUAUUUUCCAUUUUCUAUUUUACAGGUCGAUCAGAUUCGAAUCCUGUUCAUGUAGCUUGCUGUCGGCUACUGGAGCUGGCUUUGAGAGAGCACAAUUGGCCUGGCUCUCUCUGGGUGGGUACAGUAGAUGGCGCUCUUUCCCUACUUCACUUCUAAGGUGAUGUCGAUCAGCACGAGGCGUCUGUGAGCUGAUGUAUCGGAACCGAGCCGCUGCUUUUUCCUCCGAGCGUGCUUGAUGCUGCUCGGCAAUGCUACAUCAGCAGCAGUUUGAGAAGAUGGCUGACUUCACAUGUAUCGGAGGAGGCAUGUGCUAGUCUUCACUCUCCUGGUGUGAUGGGGCAUCACCUGGUGAUAGGGCGAGUCCUAAUGAGUGGGUUGGGUAUUUAGCUUUGUAAAUUGGCGAGAAAAGGAUAAAAACAUUUAUAAUAAAAUGAUAAAAUAAUAAGUAAAUUAAAGAAAACACCUGCUUUUAAAUAAUUAUUACUAUUACUACUAGGAAUACUGGCAACCAGUGCAACAUAGUAUUAGGCAACAAAAACCAAAUAAAACAGAUUUAAAACUAAAUAUGAACAAAAUAAAUUGAGUACACCAUCAAAUACACACAAAAUAGUUUACAGGACUCUUGGACAGAACCUGACCAGGCCUGGGACACUUAAAAAGACGUGGAAGAACUGGUAAGUAUGCAGGGCAGGAAACUUCCAUUCAUGUUCAGCUGUCAGUAAAGUGUCAUCAGUGUCUGGCUUCAUGUGUUUUGGAGGCGGCACAUGCUAGCCUUCACUGCUCCAGCUUGAUGGCAGCGUACGUGAUGGGAGAGGAACUGCUGAUGCAGGAAAGGAGGAUUUGUAAAGGACAGACACAUGGACUAGGAGGAAGACGGACACAGACAAUGAGGAUAGUGGACUGAAGACUGGACACAGCGGCUAAAAAAUAACUAUAUAUUUAUUCAUUAUCUAUAUAUUUAGUUUAGUGAUUGGGCUGUCCGUGGUCGACCAGAGGAGGACUGGUUCCCCUUUUGAGUCUUGGUUCCUCUCAAGAAGGUUUCUCCCUCUUGAUCUGAGGGAGUUUUUCCUUGCCACUGUUGCCAUUGGCUUGCUCAAAAGGAGUUUAGACCCGGACCUAGCUAUUUAGAUUUAUUUAAAUUCAGCUGAAUAUUAGACCUGAUCAAUAUGAUCACCUUGCAGACAAUUAAAACAAUUUAACAAUUUAAAUAACCAUUAACAUUAGCCAAUAUAAUUUACAAUAUAAUUUUGUAUUUAUGUUAGGCAGAGUCCCUUUAAGACCAAUAUGGUUGCCAGUUUCAUAAUAAAUUAUUAUAAAUUAUAUUCAUUUUACUUAAUAGUUACUUAUAAUUAUUUAACUCAUUUAUUUCUAUUAUUAUAUAGUAUAAUAGAACGUAUAAUUAAUCUUUCAGUUAAAUAUAUUAAUUCCAUCUAAACUGGUGAGUGCUUUAAUUAAGUCUGGCAGUGUGAAAAAGGAAUUUAAGCAUUAUUAUUUUAUUAUUAAUUAAUAAACUAUUACUAAUAAAUUAAUUCUUGACUAUUAAUGAACUCACAGAUUAAUAGCAAAGCAAAGAUUAGAUUAAAAUAAAUAAAAAAUCUCUAAAAUGUACAUAGAUAUGCUUUUUAUAGAAUAUUCACAAACUAAUUUAACACUACAAUACAGCAAUCCAGUUAAUACAAGUAGAUUUAUUAUUAGCUUAUUAGGUCUAUAGGGCUUCCCGCCAAACAAACCAAAAUUAAAAAUGACACGAAACACAAUAAAGAUUUAGAAUUAGAGAGUAAAUAUAUAAACUUAACAGAGAGUAAAAUGAGACGGAGGAAAAUAUAAAUGCAGUAUAAGGCAGAGAAAGGUGGAGCAGCCUCAGCAGGUAAAUCUAAACAGCAGGAGACCAAAACCUCCCCACCACCUUCUUCACUCUGAGGGUCCUGAGCGUCACUGCUGUCUUAUGAUUUGAUCUUUCAUCAGCAGAUCCACAGUUCAGAACCAGCAUUACUACAGUCCUCCACGGUCUGGAGAAGUGCAGCAGCUGAAGUACAGUUUCUCUGCUCUGUGUCUGACCUUCCAGUUCUCUGUAAUAAAAAUAAGCUGUCAAAUGUUUUACCUCUGUCUGAAAA